Messenger RNA from Saccharomyces mikatae IFO 1815, 951 nucleotides. RefSeq lists its product as uncharacterized. NCBI's taxonomy places the organism in Eukaryota, Fungi, Ascomycota, Saccharomycetes, Saccharomycetales, Saccharomycetaceae. The transcript has a single exon. The coding region runs from base 1 to 951 and encodes 316 amino acids. The record is from RefSeq and is a predicted model, not a curated record. Gene Ontology annotation, cellular component: membrane.
AUGAAACGAGUCACUGGAGUUUUCCUUACACUUUUAAGAUUUUCGCAAUUUGCAUCAUCUGUUUUAGUGAUGUCACUUUUAGCAUAUGCAAUCCAUGCCUAUGGUGAUAGAGGUAACAAGAAAACCAACUUUACAUUAGCAACAGGUGUCAUUAGUGUUUUUUAUUUGAUUGCUUUAGGUAUUUUGUGUCUGGCCCUACCCACAUUGAUUUACAUAGGGAUGUACUUUUGUGCUGAAUUGAUCGUUUGCAUGCUAUGGCUAGCAGCUUUCGUUGUUCUUGCAAAAGCGCAAGGUGAGCACAGCUGUGGUAGUACAAAUGCAAACGGAUUAUACUACAACCCUUAUAGUGGUCAAUAUACUGCCAACAGCCAUAGAAGAGCUUGUAAUUCGUCUCAAGCUGCAAUUGCUUUCUCUGGUCUUUGCUUUCUAUUGUUUCUGACUAGUGUGAUAUUACUAGGCAUUAAUGUUUUAACACCAAUUAGGAAGCGCUAUCAGACCCAAGGAAUGUGGAGAAGCGGAGCCUCCAUGGGUACAAAACUACAUAGAUGGAGUGGAUUGGCCUUGAGUGAGCCUUUCGAAGAAACCGAGGUAUACGAUAACACUAAUGUUAGGACAGGUGAUGUAGAAGCUGGCACAGCUGGGAACGCCGCCUAUACUUCUGACCCAAACGCUGAGACACGCUAUACUAAUGAUCCUAAUGAGCGGUACUAUACUAGUACUACCAACACCCGUUAUACCACAACCACUGCCGAUCCUAAUGCGCGUCACACUACUAAUGAUCGUAGUACGGGCACUGCCCCUGUCUCUCAUGGUGCAACAGAUCAACAUGCCUAUUCUACGGAUGAGUCAGGUGAUCGGUCCUAUCAAGAAAAGCUUGCAGAAGGCGCCAAUUCUGGCGCAAUGAGUGGCAGCACCGCAGACCCAAACAGGAAUGUCAAUCCAAUGCCAUAA